UCGCGCCGCCUCGUCCUGUGGGAAGAAAGCCCAGCCAGCUCGAGACGGACGAGCGGAACGGCAAUAUGGCGGAGUGAGCGGGUUGCGCUUCUGAAGAAGAGUGGCGAUUCGACGGAGAUUUCCCCAGAAUACGGACGGGAAGGGGGCAUCCACUCUAACGUGUGGAUACCAGUCCCAAGAGAUUGACGUCCAGCGAAGAAGAAAGACAUAAGAAAGAAAAUUUAAAGUAACCUCGCCCACCCGAACGCUGAGGCGGCUUAGGGAGGGAAGCUUCGUCAGACUGCCUUGGUGUUCUUUGGCCGGACGAGGUUCCGAAGGGACGGCAGCAGCUUUUCUUAUUUCUGCUUAAAAGCAAUCACCAGCGAAACGCCUUCCCUUUCUACCCAUGACAAGGGCUUCAUCUCGCUGAGUAUUUAGCUAAUUGGAGUGAGCGCCCGCCCGUCUCCAUCAGGACCUUAUGCUUUGUUAACGACGAGCGGACGGGAUCGUGUUAGAUAGACCCAUCAGAUUUUUUUUUUUUUAACCACGAACAACCCCAGAUCGAGUUUUUACUCGCGUCUCCGACAACAUGGCGAGCAGUAGCGGCUCCAAAGCCGAGUUCAUAGUCGGCGGAAAAUACAAGCUCGUUCGGAAGAUCGGAUCAGGAUCCUUCGGCGACAUUUACCUGGCAAUCAACAUCACGAACGGAGAGGAGGUGGCCGUGAAGUUGGAGUCCCAGAAGGCCAGACACCCACAGCUGUUAUACGAGAGCAAGCUGUAUAAAAUCCUGCAGGGCGGUGUGGGCAUCCCGCACAUACGGUGGUAUGGCCAGGAGAAGGACUAUAAUGUCCUAGUCAUGGAUCUUCUGGGGCCUAGCCUGGAGGACCUCUUUAACUUCUGUUCGCGCAGGUUCACCAUGAAAACCGUCCUCAUGCUCGCUGACCAGAUGAUCAGCAGAAUCGAGUAUGUUCACACAAAGAACUUCAUCCACAGAGACAUCAAGCCAGACAAUUUCCUAAUGGGUAUUGGCCGUCACUGUAAUAAGUGUUUAGAAUCUCCAGUGGGGAAGAGGAAAAGAAGCUUGGCUGUUAGUUCUUCUCAGGAUCCAUCUUUCUCAGGAUUAAACCAGUUGUUCCUCAUCGACUUCGGUCUGGCCAAAAAAUACCGAGACAACAGGACACGGCAGCACAUACCUUACAGAGAAGACAAAAACCUGACCGGCACGGCCCGCUACGCCAGCAUCAAUGCUCAUCUGGGCAUCGAGCAGAGUCGCCGUGAUGACAUGGAGUCGCUAGGAUAUGUUCUGAUGUACUUCAACAGAACCAGCCUGCCCUGGCAAGGACUAAAGGCUGCCACAAAAAAACAGAAAUAUGAGAAGAUCAGUGAGAAGAAGAUGUCAACCCCGGUAGAGGUCUUGUGUAAGGGUUUCCCAGCUGAGUUCGCCAUGUACCUGAACUACUGCCGUGGGCUGCGGUUCGAGGAGGCUCCCGACUACAUGUACCUGCGACAGCUGUUCCGCAUUCUCUUCAGGACUUUGAACCACCAGUACGACUACACCUUCGACUGGACCAUGCUGAAGCAGAAAGCAGCCCAGCAAGCAGCAUCCUCGGGGGGGCAGGGGCAGCAGGCACAAACGCCCACAGGCAAGCAAACUGACAAACCCAAGAGUAACAUGAAAGGUUUCUAAGCAUUAAGACAAUGAAGUUGAAUGGGAAGGGUCAAAGAAGGACCUGCGUUCCGAUCACAUCCCGGAUCUCGGAUCAGUUCACCAGAACCCGCCAGGCCAUGUGGGCAGCCAUUUCCCUUCCCCCUUCCUGUUAAAGAACUUCUGUUCUGUAUACUAUAUAUGUAAUCGCUAUAUAUAGAUAACAUGCACAGCAUCUAUCUAUAUAUUGGUUUGUAUAUACUAUAUACACAUAGAAAGCGGCUUAGUUAUGAAGCUUGGAAGCUGUUGCCUUUUCUAUCGUCCUGUUCCUGGAGACCCUCUUAUCCUUUCCAAACUGAAGUGUCUAAAAUGGUUUGCUCACAGAGGAUGUAACUGUGCACAUGCCAAUGUUACCCUGAGCCGUCUCCUUCAGAAAAAAGGCUGCUUGGGUCCCACCCCACACCCCCCAAUCCCGACUGGGCCUGCUCCGAAGGUGGGCGCUUCUCGCCGCCGGACGCACACGCUUCCGGCACGUUCUCUCUGCCCCGUCCGGCCCUCUUCCACCUUCUCGAGAAUGCGCGACGAAAAGAUGUAAAACUCGGACUUUUGUCUUCGUCAUGAAUGAAUGAAUGAAUUGGUGUAUCCUGGAUAUCACUAAGCAAACAUUGGGUUUCUUGGUUCAUAAAGUCAUCGAGACUCUGCCUGCUGACGUGCUAGAGGAGCUUCGUAUGUGAAGAUUAAAAAAAAAAAAAAAUUCUAGUGACUACUAGGUUUCCAUUUAGAGCGCUGCAUUUACUCUUGUUCUUGGUAUACUGAAGGCUAAAGCGUAUAAACACCACAGAGCGUGUUCAUUACAGAUUAGGCAUCACUUGACUAAAACCUCUAUGUAAAUUGCUUGGAUAUAAAUGUAUGUCACUGCAAUCUCAGUUUGUACUCCCCCUUUGGAAACGUCAGCGUGAAAUUGGGGAAAAACUCACCUGUUAGUUUGGCUGCGAUGGCCAUCUUCAUUUGGCACGUAAGCAGACUGCCCUUUUACUUUUAUUUUUUUUUUUUUGUAUACAUGCACAAAUACAUUUUUAUUAGUAAGGACUUUUUUUUCUGCUCUCGUCUUUUCCCUCUUAAAUCGAUCGUUUUUGGCAAAGGGGCUUUCGUUCCCUCCUGUAGGAAGCCGAGAUUAUAACCCUUAAACUGAGGCUUCCUAUCUUUGGCUGAGAAUAUCGCUGCUGUUUAGAGUGGCGACUCCCCCCCCCCCCCCCCCUUACAUUUUUUUUUAUGAUUAUUAAGGUUUGGAGGGUUCUUUUCUAUAUGCUUUUAAGUCUUGUAAAGAAGAAGCAAGAUUAUUUUGAAUUAAUUUUUCAGCCUUUGGCCACAGGAGACGCACACCAGUAACUUGUUAGAUGACUCCAUUGAUCCCUCCUCUACCUUCUGACCCAGCUUAAAAUAUUUUACUGCUGGACAUCCUAUAAAAGUGUAAUUUAUUCCCUUUUAGCAUGUCAGAAUAAAUUAAAAAUGACUUGUCAGAACCACUGUCCCGGUCUCUAAUUUUGAUAAAGGAAAAAAAAUCUGCCAACCUGGCCUGUAUGUGUAAGCGGCCAUUUUUUGUUGCCAACUUUGUUUGCAUCUGUGGUGGCUGGUUAAACAUUACAGCUGUUUGAUUGCCAGCCCAAGCAGUUAAUACGACGCCGUUUAUCCCGUCAACACGGGAGCUUUAUGACUGGUAGGCCAGUUAAACGUGAACGAGCGGCCUCCCAUUGGUUGGGUUCCGUCAAGGCGAAAGGGACAGUCUGUGACAAUGAUACAGAGCUCUUGCUGUUCUCAAAGCAGUUCCUGUGAAAUUUUGUUGUGGGGGUUAGUUGUAGGUGCUUGUGGUGGUGUUUAUAAAAAAAACUCAAAAUUUAUAUCUGUAAAUAUUAAAAUGGCUUCAAAUUGCA
Molecule: messenger RNA, 3555 nt
Organism: Brienomyrus brachyistius
Lineage: Eukaryota; Metazoa; Chordata; Actinopteri; Osteoglossiformes; Mormyridae
Gene: csnk1a1
Product: casein kinase 1, alpha 1
Exons: 11
Coding region: 569-1666 (365 amino acids)
Biological process (GO): signal transduction; peptidyl-serine phosphorylation; negative regulation of canonical Wnt signaling pathway
Cellular component (GO): nucleus; cytoplasm
Molecular function (GO): protein serine/threonine kinase activity; ATP binding
Source: RefSeq, a predicted model, not a curated record